AUGCGUAUCCUCCAUUGCGGAUUACCUGCGAUAUUUUAUAUAUGCUAUUAUGAAAACGAAACUGUUUCCCUUGUUAGUAGGUCUAUAGCCAUAGAAGAAAACACUUCCAAUUGUGCGUGUGUGUUGGAUCAACAUGUUCCAGUAUCUUUCAUAUCAGCAUAUUGUUACACAAUAUUAGUGCUAUAUGUGCUAAUUCCGUUAAUACCAAGAAUCUUAGAUAUCGUAAUACCGCUUAAUGAGUCGCGACCACUAAGACAUAUAUAUGAAGCUGAAUAUAAAGUGGAUAAAGAUAAAUACUAUUAUCCUAUUUUACUGCACGCCUUUAUAUCGAGUGUGACUACCAUUGGUAUAAUACUGACCAUUGAUAGUAUAUAUAUUGUAUGCGUAUUACAUGCUUGCAGUCUGUUUACGGCUAUCAGCCACCGUCUCGAAAAUAUUAUUUGUAAAACUGAUGCUGAAAUUUACAAUAACGAGGAAACGCAUACAGGGAUGCAUUAUCAUCUAUUAAUAGAGAAACAUGAUUCUGGAUCAUCUAACGAUGAUUAUCAUGAAUUGAUGGCUUGCUUGAAAAAACAUCAACUUGCAUUAGAGUACGUAUUACGCGAAAUUUUAUCGUCGAUAAUAAGUGAUAUUAAUUUUGUAAACAUUAAUUUAAUAAAUGUAAUAACUUAUUUUUUCAAUUUUCUUGUGAUAAAUUAUUUUAUCUGAUCUCUUUAGGCACGUUCACAUACUGGACUCUACAUUCACAUACGUGACGUUUUUUCUUCUAUUCUUGAAUAUAUUGAUUAUGAGCGUAAUUGGAUUACAAGUAAGAA
Linepithema humile (Argentine ant) is the source of this 815-nucleotide messenger RNA. Lineage: Eukaryota; Metazoa; Arthropoda; Insecta; Hymenoptera; Formicidae. The record is from RefSeq and is a predicted model, not a curated record.